GGAGAGGAGCGCACCUCACCUACAUGUACACUUUGUACUCUUGAUGUAAUCAUCUGGGAAGUGAACGUCCAUGCAGCGCUUUGCAUUUGUGUCCAUUUAAAAAGUAUAUACAAAAAAAAGCUUUAAUCAAACAACGCUGAAGUCCAGAGGGUGAAAACGCUUUUGAAAGUAGCUAAGAUGACUGCCAUGACAAUUCAAUGAGAGGAGAGGACACCAAGUGAAGUAUCCCCCCCGCUCGCUGGAACAGAGAGGAGUGCUCAAGUUACAGAGAGGAAGAAGGAGAAGAGGAGUAAAAACAAGAAGGGAUAAGAAGAGAGGGAGAGGCAGGGGAGAAGUGCGAAGGAUAAACGGUGGAUGGAGGCGGCUCGGACCGGGGCUACGGAGCGCUCUUCACCGACGAAGAAGAACUGCAGCAGCAAGGGGGAGAAGCGAUGGAGGCAAAAGGCAGAAACAUGCCCUCAGAUAUUAGUUUCCUUCCCCGUCCAGCAUUGGUGUGGUGUGAGCGGGGCAUCCAGGUGCUGCUGACCACCAUGGGGGCGUUUGCGGCCUUCGCCCUGAUGACGGUGGCCAUUGGUACAGACUACUGGCUGUACGCCCGUGCCUUCAUAUGCAACAGCACGGCUAACUCGUCCCAGGAGGACUCCAACAACAAGGACAAGAAAGACCCAGGGGCACUCACCCACUCUGGUCUCUGGAGGAUCUGCUGCCUAGAAGGUUUGAAGCGAGGUGUGUGUUCCCAGAUAGAUCAUUUCCCAGACGAUGCAGACUAUGACCAAGAUUCUGCAGAGUAUCUGCUGCGUGUGGUGCGCGCCUCAAGCAUCUUCCCCAUCCUUAGCGCCAUAUUGCUUCUGCUGGGUGGAGUGUGUGUUGCUGCCAGCGGCUUCUACAAGAGCAAAAGAAACAUAAUUCUAGGCGGAGGGAUUCUCUUUGUAGCUGCAGGCUUAAGCAAUAUCAUCGGAGUGAUCGUGUACAUCUCAGCAGCUCUGAGCGACAUCUCCCCCAAGAAGGAUGAGGACAAGAAGUGGCACUACUCCUACGGCUGGUCCUUCUACUUUGGCGGCCUGUCCUUCAUCCUGGCUGAGAUGGUGGGUGUCCUCGCUGUCAACAUCUACAUCGAGAAGAACAAGGAGCUGCGCUGCAGAUCUCGCAGCGACCUUUUCAAGAGCACCACUCACGCCGUUUUGCGACUGCCCAGCUACCGCUUCAGACGGCGCUCUCGCUCCAGCUCUCGCUCGACAGACCCCCCACACUCACAGGAGAACUCUCCCAUUGGUACGUCCAAGACCUUCAGCCUGCCGCCCUCUGCUCCACCCUUCUCUGUGGCCACUCUGCCCAACCCGCACCACGCCAGCAGCGGUGGAAGUGGAGGAGGCGGCGACAUCUCCAUGUACACCCUGUCGAGGGACUCCAAGCUUGGCAGCCUAGGAGGCGGCGCCCCACCUCUGUAUGGCACGGUGGAUCGCGCUACCUUGUACCAGCUCCACAACUACUUCCCGAAGGAUUCCAGUGGCAGUGGAGGAGGAGGAGGAGGAGCGGUUAUAAACAGCGGCACACUCCCAUCCCACUCCAAGUCCAACUUGGCGGCAGCAGCGGCUGUAGCCCAGAAUGCAGCACCGCUGAAUACCUCCACAUCCGCCACCACACCAGCCCAGACAGCUCCAAUAUCUACAGCCACCAUGGAGAGGGACAGGGGCAACAUGGGGACCCUGGACCGACUGACGGCCAAAAGGGACAGGGAUAGCAACUCGGAUACACUCAACAGGAAAACUACGCCAGUUUAAAACUAAAACUCAAAGAGGCGGAAUACAUUAGUUGAAAUGUUGUGUAUUUAAGAUGAAAGAGGGAGAGUCUUUGAGCCUGGGGUAUCUAACUGCCAUAAUUACUUACCAAUAUCAUAAACAGUCGUAUAACACCUGAGAUUAUAUACAACUUCUAGACAACGGCUUUAAAUGGUCAUGACUUAAGAGGCAAAACAUUGUUUGUCAGAUAUUUAUACAGCAAUGGUGCAGUGGAGGCUUCAGUAAAAAGGAAGCUUCAUUAUUUUACAACGUCACUCAUACACAACUGGGAUGUUCCCACUAACACUAGGUUCGGUGCAGCAGUUGGUUGUAAGUGCCUUGCUGAGUAGGUGAGGAAGCUCAGUAGUUAUUUAUUUCUCUCCGCUUCUACAUUGAAUCAGCUGCUGUGGGAAUACAAACUACAACUCAAACAAGAAGAACCGGUACAGCUUUAGUGUUGUGAGGCGCUAGCAACCCUGUUUAAACUGAACUGAAUCUAAUGUAAGGGUUAGAGGUUUUUUCACAACUAGACGUUCAGUUUAAUCCUGCAGACCAACAAAUCUAUGCCUUCUGGUAUUAUUUCCGGUAUACUUCUUGAAACUUUAAAGCAUCGUAAAUAAUAAAAGCAAAGAGUGGCCAAAUGACUCAAGCCACAAUUUUCUGUCACAUUCCUGUUUUAAAAAGAACAGAGAGCCACAGACGGGUACAUUCAGCCAAGUAACAAACUGCUCAGUGAUGACUUGAUUGCCAAUUCAAGUUCAACAGUAGCUACUUAACCUCUAGGCCCACGAGUAGGACAUAGCCAUAUUGAACCUACUGACCCUCAUACACGCACACAUGAGAAGAGGCUGACACACUGUGAGCCUGUUUAUUUGUCAUCAUACCUCAAAGUAAUUACAGUAACAGGUGGGCAUUCUCCACGCUCCAAGAGAAAGGUACUGCCAUAGACUUCUAGACUCCCCCUGUACGCCUCCAUUACACCACUGCCAUUUGUCACAGUUUGGGCAAACACCGUAACAAAUGUCCAUCUGAACAAGUUACUUCGUCUGGCAAUGAAUUGCUUGAGACUUGUAUUAAACCUGUCAAAUAUUUGCUGAACUCUGUCCAAAUGGAAGUAGACUGCGAUUAUUGUUUCACUAGUUUUUGGUUCACUUGACAGUAGGAAUUGCGUUAACAACUUACUGCAAGUUGUCGUCUUAAGUGAACAUCACUUUGUUUGCAAAAAGUGCAACAUAAAGAGGUUUUCUUUAAAGAUAUUAAUUGGAGCACAGCUACAACAGAAACGUUUUGCAAACAGUUAAUUAUAUUGCAAGAUAUUACUUCAAAUGUAGUUUAGCUUUGGUUUGGGAGAAUGGUUUCAAACCCAGAUAGUUCAAUAGCUGGCCGAGGUAUUAUUAAAUCACUGCAGAGAGUAGAAAUGUUGCUAAAUGCUCCUUCUAUGUCAAAGGAUGUACUUGUAAAGAUGGACUUUUACGAGAUAUUUGUGAUGUUUAAUUGCAAAAAUGUAUUUCAGGCUUUGUAUGACUGUUUAUGAAAAGGUGUUGAUACCGAAGGCUACAAGGCAGCAUCAGUUGAGUGUUCCUGGGCUGCAACCAGGCCACAGGGUGGGGGUCAAUUCAGUUUACACUCAGGGGGUGGUGUUUUAGUUAGAACGUAGCUAAAUAUUUAAAUCGUGUUACGCUAAUAUGAAAUAUCAACCAUAUUAUCCAACCAAGUUCCUAUCGUAUAACACAAGCACAUAAUGGAUUAUUGAAUAAGUCAUAAAUGAUCUCUAUAAAAAAUUCUAACAAAGUCACAUUUUGUGCGCAGCAUAUAUUUUAGAGGCUUUAAGGAGAAAAUAAACCUUUGUGAUAGAUGUACUGCGUGACAUUUUGAAUUGAAACCUAUACACAUGUCCUAAAUCUGACUUUUGGACUAACAAACUGAACUCUGAAUGCACUUUCGGACCAAUUGCGUUGGCAAGUUGAAUUCAACCCUGGUUGAAGACAAGUUGGAGGAGGAGGGAAAGAGGAAAGAGCAUAUCUGCUAGCUUCAGUUCCCCUUCCCUCCAUCUCUCUUUUAGCUAUAACUAUAUACUAUUUGACAAACUAGAAAAAUAAAUGUAUUAUGUAUUAUCAAUCCAUUUACUUCAACAAAAGCACAUAAUGUCUGUAAAUGGUAAUCCUUUGGUUGUCUUUUCAUUCUCAGUGAUUGAUUAUCAUCUCUCGGUUUAAUGAGAUUGUAACUCUUUGAGUAUUAAUAUCACGUUGCUGGUGUUUCUAUGAUCGUAAUGGUUAUUGCAGGGUAUUUAUACAUUUUGAAAUAUUUUUCUUUUUGUAAUUUUUUUAUAUUCCUGUUUUAAAUUGUCUUUAUCUUGCUUAUGUACACUAAAGUCAGUGGUGUUAUGUGGAACGCAUGUGCACAAUGUGAGAGGGUGAUCAUGUGUAAAUUCAUCUUUACAUCAUGCUCUAUUUUAUUAUGUCAUCACAUUUAUCUGUAUAGGGAGAGUUGACUGAGCGUGCAUGCUCUUUUUCAGCAACACUCUGCUUCACCUCGCAUUUACUGUCACAUUUAAAAUGGCAACCGCCCAGUAGUCGCUGGUAAUUGAGUUGCUUCCCUGGAACAACUGGGCGCUACGUGCCUUGAUCAUCGGUACAUUGCUAGUUGUCAUAUACUGUGAAUGUUAUUUUGUGUUUUAUUGUUGGGAAAUUAUUUUCUUACUUAUUUUUCGAAAAUCAAUUGUCUUUCUUGUCCUAGUUAAUUACUCUUCUCUAUUUCCAUCCCUACUUUAUCUUUCAUUUGACAUUUUCUCUAAACAUUACCAACGUAGCCUAAUAAUCAGUGUUUUUUAAUGUUCUGACCAGUGUAUAAGUGUUGGCGAUAGAAUGUAUAUUAAUCCAUUUAUUUUAGUGGUGGUAUGUAUUGAUAUUCUUAAUGUUAUAUUGUUUCAGAGUUCCUACACCUGUAACUUUGGGCUAUAAAGGCUUCACGCCUGCCUGUGACAUAUUGUCAGUAGCCUAAGUGCUGGGACAGUGGGCUAAAUGUGGUCUGUGUUGGUGUUGUCAGUGGUGUUUACAUGCUAAACAAAUGAGAAAAACAAAAUGCAUCAACAUGAUGCUUCUGAGAUAUGUGAAAUGUAAGAAAAAAAUUACUUAAGGCAUCCAAAUCUUUUUUUUUACCUUUUGUAAAGUAUAUUUAAAAGCGGAGGUUCUGUUUCUCUGUUUUAAGUUCAUAUCCUGAUGUGAAAAAAAGCCAUUUUAAAAGCCACCAGCUCCUUUUCCCAACACUUUGGCCACUGACAAGAGUCAGACCUGAAACUCUUCAAAUUGAAAACUGGUAUAUUUCAAAUCAGCAGACCGAUACAUUUAAAGGACCAUAAGGAAAAGGGGAAGCAAUACAAAAUACUGAUCCUCACUAGUAAAGACAAAAAA
Messenger RNA from Trematomus bernacchii (emerald rockcod), 5188 nucleotides. Its product is annotated as voltage-dependent calcium channel gamma-4 subunit-like. Gene Ontology annotation, molecular function: voltage-gated calcium channel activity; channel regulator activity. The transcript is spliced from 6 exons. Gene Ontology annotation, biological process: neurotransmitter receptor transport, postsynaptic endosome to lysosome; positive regulation of synaptic transmission, glutamatergic; transmission of nerve impulse. Bases 432 to 1781 code for a protein of 449 amino acids. Lineage: Eukaryota; Metazoa; Chordata; Actinopteri; Perciformes; Nototheniidae. Gene Ontology annotation, cellular component: postsynaptic density membrane; AMPA glutamate receptor complex. The record is from RefSeq and is a predicted model, not a curated record.